ACUCCUCCUCCUCCUCGAUCAUGCCUUCGAGAAGAAUUAGAACCGAUACUAUGAUCAAUUUGCACUUGGACUUGAGUUCUAUGAAAGAACUACCCGAAUCCCAUAGGUGGAGUCCUUCUCGUCGCGAUCUUCCUCGUAAGAAUGUAGACAAUUACAGGCUUAGAAAUGCAUCCACCGCGAGUGUGCCGGUUAUUGAUCUAUAUGACCCAAAUGCAAUGAAACUCGUGGGCCAUGCAUGUCGGACGUGGGGUGUCUUUCAAGUCACAAAUCAUUGCGUUAGCUCGAGUUCUCUUGACGCAAUUGAAUCUUUUGGGAGGAGCCUCUUCUCUCUUCCUCUUAGCCAGAAGUUGAAGACAACACGCACUCCUCAAGGCAUUGCCGGUUAUGGCAUGGCUCGGAUAUCUCCUUUCUUUCGAAAGCUCAUGUGGUCCGAAGGCUUCACCAUUUUCGGAUCACCUAUUGAUCAUGCUCGCUUGCUUUGGCCUCAAGACUACAUGAAGUUUUGUGCCAUAAUUGAACAAUAUCAGCAAGAGAUGAAGAAUCUUGUCCAAAGGCUCAUGUGGUUGAUAUUGGGUUCCUUAGGAAUGACCCAUGAAGAUAUCCAAUGGGGCGGAUCCAAUGGAGAUUUUGAAGGGGCAUGUGCCGCCAUUCAGCUCAAUUCUUACCCUCCCUGCCCCGAUCCGAACCGGGCCAUGGGUCUUGCAGCCCACACGGACUCCACCCUCUUAACCGUCUUGUACCAAACGAACACGAGCGGUUUGCAGGUUCAUCGAGAGGGAUUUGGGUGGGUCACGGUUCCACCAAUACCGGGCGGGCUCGUGAUCCAUGUGGGUGACUUGCUCCACAUACUAUCUAACGGGUCGUACCCGACUGUGUUUCACCGGGCUAUGGUGAAUCGGACUCAACAUCGUCUUUCGGUUGCGUAUUUAUAUGGGCCGCCAACUUAUGCCAAGAUUUCUCCAUUGCCCAAAUUAGUGGAUUCAAGGCGUCCAGCCCUUUAUCGAUCGGUGACGUGGGCCGAGUAUCUCCGCACAAAGGCCAAACAUUUUAAUAAAGCCCUUUCCAUGCUUCGUCUAUGAUGAUUUGUUUUGUAAUUUCGGAACCUAGCUAUAGGAC
Molecule: messenger RNA, 1116 nt
Organism: Impatiens glandulifera
Lineage: Eukaryota; Viridiplantae; Streptophyta; Magnoliopsida; Ericales; Balsaminaceae
Product: gibberellin 3-beta-dioxygenase 1-like
Exons: 2
Coding region: 21-1079 (352 amino acids)
Biological process (GO): gibberellin biosynthetic process; response to light stimulus
Molecular function (GO): gibberellin 3-beta-dioxygenase activity
Source: RefSeq, a predicted model, not a curated record